Ctenopharyngodon idella (grass carp) is the source of this 2229-nucleotide messenger RNA. RefSeq names its product MORN repeat containing 5 (gene morn5). The coding region runs from base 126 to 746 and encodes 206 amino acids. The record is from RefSeq and is a predicted model, not a curated record. NCBI's taxonomy places the organism in Eukaryota, Metazoa, Chordata, Actinopteri, Cypriniformes, Xenocyprididae. The transcript is spliced from 5 exons.
UGGAAACUGAGACGCAGUAACGCCAUCUUGGCUCCAAACACAACGCAAAGUUACUUUUCUGCUGAUUUCAAAACCUUUUCCUAGUUCAGAGAUGAUUAAAUAUCGUUUAUUCUAUAACUUUAUUUAUGCAUGACAGCUACAUCUCUCCCAGAGGAGCGUUUUUAACAUUACAAAUAGAGUCGCGGUUGUGUUUCCAUGGAAACAGUAUCAACAUGGAGUUCAUGGGUAGCAGUUAUGAUGGAGAUUACAAAAAUGGCAGGAUGGAGGGGAUGGGUGACUACACAAUUCCCACUCGCACUAGAUAUGUCGGAGAGAUGAAAGACGGCAUGUUCCAUGGAAAAGGAGUGCUGCAUUUCCCCAAUGGAUGCAAAUAUGAGGGAACUUGGGAGAAAGGAAUAUCCAAACAGGGAAAGUACACAUUUUCUGAUGGCCUGGAGUAUAAAGAGACUGACUGGGAUUACUGUGAUGGCAAAGACAGGCAGUUCUACUCUGAGAGGUGUAAUGGCCUCAAACCAGCAGGAGAAUCCCAGUUAACUGAUCGAGACCCCCCGCGGCUCAUCCCUGAUGGUUGCUAUGACAGUGGCGAUGGCUUUUAUGAUCCCAACACCAGAGUCAUCAAAGACUAUGAUGGCAAUUUUCUCAGGAACGCAGACGACGAAGAACACGAGUGGAUUGUGCGGACAUGCAGGAAGAGCUGGGAUGAGUUCAUUGGCCGCUAUCCAAGAAGAAGCACACUAGAGAAGUGAGAAUACUCACACACAGCUCAUUGUAUAUGGAUGUCAUCUGAACAUUAAUGCAGCUUUGUGACAUAAAUUCGUUUUGGGGGGUUUUCAAUCCUGUUAUCCUUUCCAAAAAUAAUAGCCAAUUUAAUUUUUAAACUGAGUUAAUAUAUAUAUAUAUAUAUAUAUAUAUAUAUAUAUAUAUAUAUAUUCCAUUUAAAAUAUAGCCUAUUAAAAAUAGUGACUAUCACUACACUAACAACUGUUAAAUUGUAACCCACAUAAAUCAGACUUGUAUGUAUUAUGGAUUAAUGAAUGCUUAAUGAAAAACUACAAAUAAAACAUAAGUGUGGAUUAAGUGAUAUAAGCAUAUCUACUGUAUAUUAUCAAAUCAACUAUUUCUAUAUUGAGCAACUUUAUAAAAAAAAAAAAAAAAAAAAAAGAUUUACAUUUUUUACACAAUUAGCAUUAUUGUUCAAAGUGUUCUGUACUUCAUUUUGUUGUUGUUGUUGUUAUUAUUAUUAUUAUCAGCAUAGGAAGUAAAAGUGUCCAACCAGAAAAAUAUAUCUGAACAGCUACAUAACAAACCACAAAAGAAUCAAAUCAGAAGAAUAUCGUUAAAUUAGUUUAGGUUUAGGUUUUAAGGUCAUUGCAUACAGUUUAUUUUAAAGACAAAAUCAUGUUUUCCAAGAUAAUAGUGGGGAAAACAUGAAACUCAAGUAAGAAAUGUUACAUCAUUGCUGUAUUCUGCCCAAGUAAAUGAUCGGUACUAUACACUAACAUUCAACAGCUGAAUACAGCUCAGUCUUCUGUUGACGUAAAUGAGUCAGAUUCUUGAUCAGCUUGAAAGAAAUGAGAUGCAAAGUUUUCUGCACUUAAAAAAGUGUGUGCUUGUGUGCAGAGAGGAUAGGUUAGUCAAAGAUUACGUCUCAGUGUGUCUUUUGAAAGAACACGGGAUACGAGAUCAAUCCUGUGAUGUGGCCUGACAGGGAAUUCCUGUAUGUGAUGCUGAUGGAAUCAGUGAUGGAGUCAUUACUGCACACACUGACCCGUGAAGGGUCUGCCAGCUCCUCCAUCAGCCUGUGAUUGCUUCCUGCUACACUCCUGCACACAGGCCCAUGCAUUUAUACCACAGUCAGAAAUUAACCAGGGCUCAGGGCAAAAAAAAAACACUAAAAGUGACCAAAACCAUCCAGAUAUAUUCCAGAUAUAUAUAUUUUUUAAAUCAUCUGUUAUCUGUCAUUUUCAUACAUGUCAUAAUAUCAGUAGCAGUCAGAUGUAAAAAAAAUAGUGUUCCCGCUCUUUUAUGACAAAAUACUGUGCUGGUAUCAGAUGGUAAUACCAUGGUACGAAUGAUUGUUGUCCUGAACUAUAUACUUCAAGAAAUACCAAAGCUAGCACAAGUAAAAAACAAAGUUUUUAUCAAUCAAGAAAAUGUGGUAUUGUAUUUUAAUAUAACAGAUGUUCUGACUGAAAAUGUAAAUUAAUUCGUUAAAUUAAAGUAUUUGCC